CUCGAAUGCGAGCCAUGGGAUAUAAAAGAGACCGAAUAUCUAGAUUGAAAGGUUCGAGUGGAAAGUGCACCGGUUUUGUCAAACUUGUCCUCGACAACCAUUCGUUCCUUUAUAUUUUCCUUCUGAAGACAUUCGCUCGUUUUGACAUAUUUUUUGUUUCUCGUCAAAGGGAUAUCAGCAUUCCAUUCACCCUGUUUCGAAACAAUGAUGUUUCUUAAGUCCGUUCUCGCCCUAGCGGUCGCUUCAGUCGCGACUGUCCAGGCGGCCCCGGUGAACGAGGAACGUGCAGCUCCUUCUCCUGUCCCUUCCCCGCUCUCUGCUGUCCCAGCCUGGCAGGCUCGUCAUGGCCUUACCUCUAAAAAGUAUCAGAGCACUUUCGACGACCUCCUUUCUCAAGGCUAUCGCCUUACCUAUGCCAGCGGAUACACCGACAACGACAGUCCUCGAUAUGCGGGUAUCUGGAAGAAGGUAUCCACCACUGCAUGGCAAGCAACCCAUGGCCAGAGCGGCGCUCAAUUCGAUAAAACCUUCUAUAAGCUUCGGGACCAAGGCUAUCACCCCGUUGUUUUGAACGGCUACACUGUCAAUGGAGAUGACAAAUAUGUAUCUAUUUGGGAUAAAUCUAAGACUGGACCAUGGGAAGCACGGCGUGAAAUGAGCCAGGCGGGCCUCCAAAAGGUCUUCAAUGAGUUGAAGAGUAAGGGUUACCGUAUGGUUCAUGUUAGCGGAUAUGCUGUUGGCAAAGAGGCUCGAUUUGCUGGUAUUUGGGAAAAACGGGAAUCUGUCGCAUGGGAAGUUCGCAUUGGACUCACUAGCUCGCAAUACCAAACCAAGACGGAGGAAAUGAAGGCGAAGGGAUUCCGACCUGUCCAGGUCAAUGGUUAUGCCGUCAACGGAAAAACCUAUUAUGCUGCUAUCUGGGAGAAGGACAACAGUGUUGCCUGGCAGGCAAGACACGGCUUGACUUCCAAGAGAUAUCAGGAGGAGUUUGAUAAGCUGAACAAGCAGGGAUAUACGCCCAUCGUUGUCAGCGGCUAUCCUUCCGGAGACGCGGUGAGAUACGCAGCUAUCUGGGAGAAGAAAUGA
Molecule: messenger RNA, 1086 nt
Organism: Coccidioides posadasii C735 delta SOWgp
Lineage: Eukaryota; Fungi; Ascomycota; Eurotiomycetes; Onygenales; Onygenaceae
Source: RefSeq, a predicted model, not a curated record